Messenger RNA from Ziziphus jujuba (common jujube), 1332 nucleotides. RefSeq names its product peroxidase 4. The coding region runs from base 105 to 1070 and encodes 321 amino acids. The transcript has 4 exons. Lineage: Eukaryota; Viridiplantae; Streptophyta; Magnoliopsida; Rosales; Rhamnaceae. Gene Ontology annotation, biological process: response to oxidative stress; hydrogen peroxide catabolic process. The record is from RefSeq and is a predicted model, not a curated record. Gene Ontology annotation, molecular function: peroxidase activity; heme binding.
CCCCUUAAACUCAAUAUAUUCCAUCGAUAAUAUUAUUCCUCCUCAGCCUUAUCAGAUAUAUAUAUAUAUAUAUAUAUCAACCACAAUAACUAGUGAAGCAAAUAAUGGCUUCUUCUUCCAUUUUUGUUGUGACUUUGUUAGCAAUUCUUGUGGUUUUCACAGGGAGUUGUUCGGCACAACUCUCCAAAGAUUACUACUCCAAGAGCUGUCCUAAGGUUUUAAGUACUGUCAGAUCUGUUGUCCAAUCUGCUGUGUCCAAAGAACGCCGCAUGGGUGCUUCUCUCCUUCGCCUUCACUUCCAUGACUGCUUUGUCCAUGGUUGUGAUGGGUCAAUACUGUUGGACGAUACCCCAUCUUUCCAAGGUGAGAAAACAGCACGUCCAAAUGCCGGCUCAGUAAGGGGAUAUAAUGUCAUAGAUGAUAUAAAGUCUAAAGUGGAGCAAGUUUGCCCUGGCGUUGUGUCUUGUGCUGAUAUAGUAGCCAUUGCUGCUCGUGACUCUGUUGCUAUUCUUGGAGGACCACAAUGGGAUGUGAAACUUGGAAGAAGGGAUUCAAAAACGGCCAGUUUGUCAGCUGCCAAUAAUGGACAACUCCCAGGUCCUACUUCUAACCUAAGCAACCUCAUCAACAGAUUCCGAGCUAAAGGUCUCUCUGAACAGGACAUGGUUGCCUUAUCUGGGACACACACAAUUGGCCAAGCAAGGUGUACAACUUUCAGGGACCGUAUAUACAACGAGAACAACAUUGAUAGUUUAUUUGCCAAGACAAGGCAAAGGAAUUGUCCUAAAAUCAAUGGCACAGGGGACAAUAAUCUUGCUCCUCUUGACCUUCAAACGCCCAACUGUUUUGACAAUUACUAUUUCAAGAAUCUCAUCAACAAGAAAGGUCUCCUCCACUCCGAUCAAGUACUUUUCAACGGCGGAUCCUCUGAUUCCUUCGUUCGGAAGUACAGUCAGGACCAAAAGAGCUUCUUUUCCGACCUCGUCAAUGCCAUGAUAAAGAUGGGAGAUAUUGAGCCCCUAACUGGAUCAGCGGGUGAAAUUAGAAAGAACUGUGCUAGAGUCAAUUAAUUUUUCUAUCAUGUUUAAUUAAUAUUGUUUUAGUAGAGGAAAUUUAAACAUGUAUCCGUUAAAAUAUAAGCACUGUUACUUGUCGGUGUAGUCCAAAUCCAAUUUAAGGAUUUUGGAAAGUCAUUUGUUUGUGAGAGUUUAGUUUAUUUUUUGGAUUAUUAUUUCCAACAAACUUUAUAUAAAGCUAAGUUUGUAAUUGUGUAAUUCUGUAUCAUUAUUUGAACCAAAUGAGUGAGUGAUAACAUUUCGAGAUUGUGGUAAA